AUGGCGAUGAUGAUGACUGGCCGUGUGCUGCUGGUGUGUGCCCUCUGCGUGCUGUGGUGCGGUGCCGGCGGUGUUUAUGCGAGGGACGUUGACACCAACGCACUGGGCGGCUGCAUGGCGUCGGGAGUGUUGGGUGAGAAUGGAUCCCACAUGCCUGACGGAUGUAAUAAAACUGCGAUUACGAUGCCUUUGCGGUCAGUGCUGCCCAUUACUGCCGUCGAAGCCUCGGCUGGAGAAGAUGUUUCUCCUGCUGCUGGUCCUUCUGCUCCUCCUACUGGAGGUCAAGGCACCGGUGUCAUUUCUUCUGGCUCAUCUGCUUUUCCUCCCGCUCCUCCUGCUGCUCCUCCUGCUGCUCCUCCUGCUGCUCCUCCUUCAGCUGCUCCUGUUGUUGAUUCUUCAGUUGGCAGCAGUGGUGGUGAAGCGGAGUCCUCAGGCAGUCAUCCAACUAACACAACAGGGGACUCUUCAACAGGAGAUCAGACGCCUGCAGCAGCAGCGGCUAACGACUCCUCGCCACCCGAAAUACCGGCAGGGACGACAUCCGGCACUGGACACACACGACAAGAAGAAGAAGAAGAGGGAGAAGAUCAUGAAAAGCAGCACCAAAGUGAUGAAACACAAGUCCAACAACAUCAACAGCAUGAACACCCCGUGGAAAGUGGCGAAGAAUCCGCGAAGGAUAAAAACGCCCUUCUUACAAAUGCCACCGCAAAUACAGGCGACAGUGACGGCAGCACCGCGGUCUCCCACGCCACCUCCCCUCUUUUGCCUCUUCUUGUUGUUGCGUGUGCGGCUGCUGCUGCGGUGGUGGCCGCGUGA
Molecule: messenger RNA, 819 nt
Organism: Trypanosoma cruzi
Lineage: Eukaryota; Euglenozoa; Kinetoplastea; Trypanosomatida; Trypanosomatidae
Product: mucin-associated surface protein (MASP), putative
Exons: 1
Coding region: 1-819 (272 amino acids)
Source: RefSeq, a predicted model, not a curated record